AUGCCGUUGGAGGACAACGAUUCUCCGAAGCCCUUGACGUCGCCGUUGAGCGACUCGGUGGAACUUGGUAGCUUUCCCAUGCCCACGCAGCUCUGCACCACAGGGUGGCUGGAUGCUGUUCAUGGCACGCGGCCACCCGCGUCACCAUCGCCACCAGCCGCGUCCGUCGCCAACAACGCCUGCGCGGCAGCGCCGCAACACCUGAGGAGCGCCGCUGGAAAGAAGCACGCGCAGAGCAGCACUCACAACGAGCAAACGCCUACGGAAAUUCGCCAUCCAACAGAGGCAACGGCGAUGGGGAGCCCCAUCCCACUCGACUCCGACUACUCAGACGCGCCUAUAGGGCAACUCAUCUCGCGCGUAAGGGAAAAGGCAAGGCCAGAUCACUACGACUCCUAUCCAGGCUCGGUGCACGGCCCUGCGACAACGCAGGUGAUGUCCGCGCGGUCGACCGCGACUGUGCCACUGCCAACUCCGGCGGCGUUUCAACACUCCCCGUUUGAAGACAGUCGUGGGGCAGAAACGGACUCGCAGAAAACGAGAACGCAGUGGUACAGCGAUGAUGACACUACCGCCUUCGCCGGCGACUCGCUGCAACUACAGGGGUCGCAGUCACCGACGGCGUACUCUUCUGCGUUAAUGCAAGCGCUGUCGCGCACAGAGGGUGCUGCGGCGCUGAGGAGCCCGUGGACCCUGGCGACGCAGCGCGGGGGCUCCUCCGCGUACUACUCGGAAAGUGACAUGGCCAAGGGCAGCUCUAGCGACCUCCCUCCCGACAUGUACGUGGAGGGGAUGAAAGCGAAAGUAGCGAAGCAACAGUGGGUGGCGCUGGAGAAGGCGCGGCAGGAGGUGCUGGAGGAGGCGCGCCGGCGACGUGACUGCCCAUUCGCCCCUCAAGUCUCCCCUUACGCCGCACGCAUACGUAGACCAGCCUCUCUCCGCCCAGAGAACCGUUAUACCGCGGAGGUUAUCCGCCGCAAGCAAUGGGUGGCCAAGAAGCAGAGCGAGGAGGUGGAGCGCGAGCUGCAGCCGUGCACUUUCCGCCCCCUGACUCUGCGGACUGCUCAGCUAGACCCCGCCGUCAUCGAUCCGCCGCGGACAGUGACUACCGUGUUCCACGAUCUGUACGCAGAGGCCGAGAGCCGUCGCGCCUUCGAGCGCGACGUCAAACCGCAGCUUGUCCAUCAGAUAGAGGAGCGCCGCCGCCCCUCUCCGGCACGGAUGGGACCGGGGCAGCUGGCAGAGGUAGUGGAGCGUUUGUGUGCCCGCGGCGUCGUGCGUAGCGGAGUCCGUGCGGGGCCGCAGAAGGACAACGCGGACGUUCUCCCAUAUGAAAACGACGCCGGAUCGGUGGAGUGUGCUGGCGCGCAUGUAGAUGAGCAUCACCCAACCUUGUCGCUGGAGACGCAGCGCAUUGUGGCCGCCAAGGUCACAUCGGGCGAGCGCGAUGGCAACAUCAUCAAGCAACUAUACCGCCAUGCUGAGCAAGACGUCGUGCGUGGUCAACUGAAGCGCGAACUGGACAAGGAACAGGCGCGACUGGCGCGUGUGGAGCAGGCCAUGGAGCUUGCCUAUGAGCGCAAGCGGCUUCAGCAAGAGUACUACCGCGCUGUGCUAGUCGCCAAGUUCCGCGCGCUUGGCCAUCACGUGGCGCGCGAACAGCGCUGCGCAUACCGCGCCAGCGCACCGCAGCCUGUCGUGCAGCUGGCUCGCGCUGCCCUGGACGUCCUGAACACCGACGAAGCUGAGGAGCUGCUUGGAGCCGUGGAGCACUGCGGGCAACACAAGCUGACUGAAGGUGAGUUUGUGGUAGUGGUGCUGCAAUACUUGGCGGUGCAGCAGGUUUCCCCUGCGCAAAGCGCUCUCCUCCGCAACGCCCCUCCUCCGCCACCUUCGACGCGCGCGGCUUCGAGCGCCGCCACACUGAAACGGGCAGACAGUGCUCCAGGUAUUGCAGGCAGCGCGGAGAGCUCCCCCGCGGUGUUGCCACGCGUGAAGCGAGAGAAACCGGACCCGGAGGUGAUCGAGCAGGUUCGCGCUCGACGGGCGCAGGAGUUGGUGGAGUGGAGGAAGGAGAGCCAGCGUCAACGCGCCAUCUGCGAUGGGGUGCUCGUUGAGGGGGCUGAGUACACCUUCCAGCCGGCGCCGCGCCGCUUGAUCCCGUACGCAUGCAGGCCCGACGUGACAGUGCCGGUAAGGUCAACGAAGAGUGAGGAGCUGCGGCGCGCCUUCCUAAGUGCGCGCAUGCAGGGCAUCGCGCCAGCACUCGCGGUCGACUCCGUGGUACCCUCUGUCUCUGCCCAGAUACUGAAUGCGUCCCGUACGAUUGCCCGAGAGCUGUUCGCGCGUGGCACUUCGGAUCUGGCUCCAUCGUCGACGCGCGAGCGUUCACGGAGCGCCGCCGCACGUGUUGAGACACCAGCGCAGCGGGAGGGAGGCGCUGCAGUGCUCACACCCACUGCAAGGGGGCCGGCGGCAACCCCGCCUGCAUUUCUGCAGUCUCCAUCUGCAGAAACUGCACGGGCGCUCCCCGCCGCCCUUGCCGGUAGAAAGAACCCGGGAGCACCGGAACGACAACGCGACCUGCACGCUGCGGCACCUGCGGGACUAUCAGCGGUAGCAGCUCUUCAGCCGGCAUCGGCACCCGCCGCCCCUGCAGCCACCAGCAAAGGUCAUCCAAGGCGCGUGACAGCGCGCCCCUACAGCGGGAGCUCCCGUCAGGGUCGUUGCAACCUGUUGGCGGAAUCACCGUCCUUGGUAGAGCAAAUCAUGCAUAGCACACCAGAAGACCGAGCGCGUCUUGGGCGUGAGCUGCUGCUGCGACAGGUACGAGAGCAUCAGCGCCGCUCCGGUGCCUUAGACUAA
Molecule: messenger RNA, 2865 nt
Organism: Leishmania mexicana MHOM/GT/2001/U1103
Lineage: Eukaryota; Euglenozoa; Kinetoplastea; Trypanosomatida; Trypanosomatidae
Exons: 1
Coding region: 1-2865 (954 amino acids)
Source: RefSeq, a predicted model, not a curated record